AUGGUCCCAUUCUUGACCUACUCGAUGCUCUCACCGAUGUGGUUGUUGACGAGCAACUUUUUGCUGUUCACCUUUGAUCAACAAGGUCAUCUUGCUGUCUAUACUGGUAAGGCUGGCUGUGCCGCUCCUGGUGAAGACACAGUCAUCUUUCGCCCGCUGCACGGUGAGGAAACUCCAAACAUGGGUCAAGUCGAACAACAGCUUGCCCCUUUUCUGCGACUGUACGAAGCUGACGGCACCAAUGUCUUUGACAUCCUUGGCUCUUCGCAGACUCGACCUCUUGACGAGCCCGACGAAAUCGUCAUGUUCUGCGUGGACUGCAGUGCCAGUAUGAGCGCUUCAACAGAUCUGAUGGGCAUCGACACAAGCGAAGACUUGGACCAAGGUGCGCAGAUGCAUCAAAUUCCUCCUGGGGUCUAUACUCGAGUCUUGCUUGAGCACACGAAUAGAGCUGUGGGUCUGCACGAAAUCUACGAUGAUGUGCUUGGCUGCGUCGUCGACUGCGUGCAUGGUAACAAAGCCAACAUCGCAUCCAAGAUGCUGAGUCUCGUCUUUGACUUGACCACGACCGAACUCAAAAAACAGCGUGCCCAGCCCAUGUACAGCUGGACCCAACGUGGAGCCAAUCAGGUAAGAAUGGACCAGUUGGAAGCCUUCGCUGCUGGUCUCAAGCGUUUCGAGGAAGAGCUGAUAGACAUGAUUCUUCUACGUACUAUGGCAAUGUCUCAGCAGAAAUGGGGUUGGAACGUGGGCGAUCGCCUCCAUGGUCAGGUACAGAUGCAGCCUCUACCCCACGAAGUCACUCUCAUCCCUGAUGCUCUCAAACGUCCCAUCAAGCUUGAUCUCAUCCAGGAUCCGGUGAUCGCUGCUGAUGGUCAAGUUUACAGCCGCCAGACCAUCAGCAAGUGGAUGUCAAUCCGAAGCUCAUCGCCACUGACUGGUCUAAUGCUGGAGAGCACUGAGCUUCGUUCACACUUUGAGCUUGCUGAGCAAGCCGACAAAUGGUUACAGGGAGAGGAUCUUCUCGAACCACCGUUUCCAAAGAGCUUUCUUGAUCUGUACAAGAUUGCUUUCCGCGGUAUGAGAGGUCGUAACAAUAGCUUCCAGCUUUCGUUCAACACAGUCCUCGUUCCAUCUGCUCAAACUAUCUCUUCUGCGGGUAUUGCUGGAGGCAGCGUUAUCAGAAUCACAAUCGCUAACGACGCCAACGCCAUCCAAGUCGAGACGUCACAGUCUUGUCUCGUCAAGGUCUACAAAGGACACCAACGACCAGACUUCUGCUUCUGGGUACCCGAUAACACUACAAGUACCUUUGCAUCCAUCCUUGCCAAGUACUGGCGUCAUCAAUGGACGCAGGACCCAUCGAUUGAGUACGAGAGAAAUGAAGUUUGGACAGGUCUCAAAGAAUACGGAGAUAGUUGCUUGACGGGCAACAUCAUGAGCAACACCAGCCGUCUUAUCCUCUACCUCAAUCCUCACACUGCUACCGGUAUACUUGGCCCUGAGCUACUUCGUGCAACCAGUGAUGUUUCUCAAUCUCUCUCCGAGAGCGAAGAUGAAGAUGGAGAUGUCGACAGCAGAGUAUUGGUGCUGAAGGUCCUUGUUGCCGAAAUUGUUAGCACAGAGCAGGAAUCGCGCCUCCUCUCUCGACUCGAGGGCUUGAAACAGAUGUUUGAUGCCAUGGUCAAUCGUCUGAUCGCUUACUCGUACAAGACGCACAUUGGACUCGUUACCUUCAGCUCCACUGCGAAGGUGUCCCAGUCAAUUACUCAUGUCAUUGAGAACUUCAGAAGGAGUGUCCAGAGUAUGCAUGCAUCAGGCGAUACCGCACUUUGGGAUGCUCUCAAGCUGUCGCAGACUGAACUCCUGCCGAGAAAUACCCUCGAGCUCAGCGACCUGCGUACCAACGAGAUCGCAGUCGACUCUGUCUGUAUCGGAGAUGACAACAACAGAGAUCUCAUAGCGGUCUCUAACAUGCUCAAAUCUUACUGUUUCUACCCCCAAGAUCUCACGACCGCAUUGGCCACCUGUGAGAUGGAACCCGUCUUGUCUCAGACGGAACGUCCGACACGCGACUUCUCUAUGGUCAACGACCAGCGCGCGUCCAUGCUGAAUACGUUUUUCAACAUGAGAGCCCGUGCCUCCUCCACUGUAGUCACCCAAGACGUCUACCCCAAGCGUAGGGAGCACCCUAGAUUGGAGGACACAUUCGUUCAGCUCGCCAACCCUGUCCGUUCGAACGCCAGCAAUUCAUUCAGCCUGCCCACACUCAGAGCAUCUCGUCUGCUUGUUGACAUGCGUGAGAUGGCCGCCAAUCCUCACCCCAAGUACGACUGCUACGUAUCUGAGGCUGACAUGUUCUUCUGGAAGGUCGUGAUCGAAGGCCCUCUCGAGACUCCGUACGAGGACUGCAGCUUUCUCUUGUACCUCGAGAUGCCUGAGAACUUCCCUGCCUUCCCACCCAAGGGUCGCUUCGUCACUCCUCUGUUCCAUCCCAAUAUCAAUCGCCAUGGUCGUAUCUGUCACAGCAUCUUUGGCCGUGACUGGACUACCGACACCGCCCUCAAGAAUGUUCUUGAUACCGUGUAUGGUCUCAUGCUUAAAGAUGGCCAUUAG
Molecule: messenger RNA, 2616 nt
Organism: Aureobasidium subglaciale EXF-2481
Lineage: Eukaryota; Fungi; Ascomycota; Dothideomycetes; Dothideales; Saccotheciaceae
Exons: 4
Coding region: 1-2616 (871 amino acids)
Biological process (GO): protein polyubiquitination
Cellular component (GO): nucleus
Molecular function (GO): ubiquitin conjugating enzyme activity
Source: RefSeq, a predicted model, not a curated record